Symsagittifera roscoffensis is the source of this 585-nucleotide messenger RNA. Its product is annotated as serine protease 1-like. Gene Ontology annotation, biological process: proteolysis. Gene Ontology annotation, molecular function: serine-type endopeptidase activity. The coding region runs from base 1 to 585 and encodes 194 amino acids. The record is from RefSeq and is a predicted model, not a curated record. The transcript is spliced from 3 exons. Lineage: Eukaryota; Metazoa; Xenacoelomorpha; Acoela; Convolutidae.
AUGUGUUCUCAACUAUGGCAUGAUGAAGAUGAUGAGAUGAGCGUUGUCGUCAAGAACCGAUCGGCAAUUACGAAUGGAUACGACUCGCCCGACAGACCUUUCUACGUUCGCGUCUUAAUCAAUAACAAAAACAGUCAAACUAGCAUAUGUGGAGGCAGCAUCAUCUCACCAGAAAUUGUGCUCAGUGCUGCCCAUUGCUUUUACAAUGGAGGCUCUGUGACAGUCGAAGUGGGUGACUUUACACAAUCUCGACCCAGACUUCAACGAAUCCGCGCCAAAUACAGAAUUCACGCGGGCUUCACUGGUCGCGAAGGUACGGAAACUUAUUUUCCGCAAGUCCUUCAGGAAGUUCAACUGAAGGAGAGAUCCUCAUGUCCCGCUCGGAUCUCUAGCAAGCAAAUCUGUCUAAAGGGCAGUUAUAAGGACAGUUGUGGGGGUGACUCGGGGGGACCUGCGUACCCUCUGAUCAGCAGUGGACCCAGAUGUCUCUAUGGAGUGGUGAGCUACGGAAGUGGGGAUUGUACUGGAUGGGGGGUGUACACUCGGGUUUCAGCAUACUCCGACUGGAUUGAACGGAACGCCUGA